Molecule: messenger RNA, 2420 nt
Organism: Entelurus aequoreus (snake pipefish)
Lineage: Eukaryota; Metazoa; Chordata; Actinopteri; Syngnathiformes; Syngnathidae
Product: neuropeptide FF receptor 2-like
Exons: 2
Coding region: 196-1857 (553 amino acids)
Biological process (GO): neuropeptide signaling pathway
Cellular component (GO): membrane
Molecular function (GO): G protein-coupled receptor activity; peptide binding
Source: RefSeq, a predicted model, not a curated record
UACUCCAUGAAAUUAAGGCAUUUGUAAUCAAAACAAGCGACUGUUUUAACUACAAGGGCAAAGAAAAUGCUAAAAGACUUUAAAGCUGGGAUGAAGGUCGAUUAGUUGUGGUGUUCCUGUGGACGAUGGAUGAACUUCCGCAUUCCUGUUUGAGUUUUGGACCAAAUUUCCUGUGAAGUCGAUCGUCCAGGCAGCAUGUACUCUCUGCAAAACCGUCCCACAGACUGGAGCUCGGCGCAGCCCAGCUUCUCUCCGCCCCAGGAAAGACUCAACGCCACGCCCGGCCUCAGCGGCGCCCUCAUGCUGUCGCCCCCGGUGCAGUCCGCCCCGGGCCACACCCUCCCGUCCCUCAACGAGCUGGCCGACCUGGAGAGCAUGCUGCUGUGGACGCUGCACGAGCCCAGCACCAUCGCCCUGAUGCUCAUGUACUGCCUGUCCUUCGUUCUGGGCUUCGUGGGCAACCUGAUGUCCCUGCGCGUCCUCACCAACAGACGCAGCCGGCGGCUGGCGGGCAUCAGCGCCACCCGCACCCUGCUGGUUAACCUGGCCGUGUGCGACCUGGCCGUGGUGUGCGUGUGCAUGCCCAUCACGCUGGCCAGUCAGAUCUACACCGCCUGGGUUUACGGGGACCUCCUGUGUCGAGCCGUGCCCUUCACGCAAGCCGUCUCCGUGUCGGCCAGCGUUCUGACGCUAACCGUCAUCAGCGUCAACCGUUACUACAGCGUCCGCUCGCCGCUGAGGGCCCGCUCCAUGUUCACACGUCGACGCAUCCUGGCAACGGUCGGCGUGGUGUGGGCUGUAUCGUCCGUGAUCUGCGCACCCAUCGCUGUGAUGAACCGGCGGCGCGAGAUCAGCUUUGGGGCGUUCGCCAUCUUGGUUUGUCAGGAGGAGUGGCCUAAGCCUCGCCUAAAACAAGGAUACAACGUCCUGCUGUUCGCCAUGCUCUACUGCCUGCCCGUCACCUUCAACCUCACCCUGGGAUUCCUGACGGGCCGCCGCCUCUGGGCCGGCAAGAAGUCCGCCUUCGCCGACCUGGACCCCCGCAGCCGGGCUCUUCACGCCUCGCGGCUGAAGACCCGGCAGAAGAUCGCCAAGAUGGUGGUGUGUCUGGUGCUGCUCUUCGCCGCCUCGUGGCUGCCGCUCUACUUGGCCGACCUCUGGAUCGACCGCGAGCAAAGGCCGCCGUCUUGGCUGCUGCAGACGCGGCCGUUCGCCCAGUGGCUGGGUCUGACCAACUCCAGCCUCAACCCCAUUUGCUACUGCUUCAUCGGCGACCUGUACCGCUCGGCCAGGGUGAUCCGGACGCGCUACUACCAGAAGGUGGCGACCCUCUUCGGCACCACUUCUUUCUCAAGCUCGGUGUCGCCGGCGGCGGCCGUGCCCGUCGUCGCCGUAGGUCCGGACAGCAAAGCGAGCGCCUCCGAGCGAGGCAACAUCGCCGCCGUAGCCGUGUCCGCCUCCAUGGCGACCAUCCCUCGCUUGCUGAGCUUGGCGCGGGGUCGGGGACCGGCCCGCUUCGGAUCGGAGCACAGCAUCUCGGACUGGUGCCGCUCCAGUCCGAGCGUGGGCGACAGCGGCGCCUUGUUUCCCUGCCCUGUGCGCACGCCCGACCCGGCCGCGCAGAAACAAGACUUCCUCCCCGCCAGGAGACACUCGGCCAACGAGAACUUCGGCACGCUUCCUACGAGAGCCGGGCGGGACGCGGCGCCAGCGAGGAGUCACUCGGGGGGAAGGCUAUCUGCAGAGUGCGGCGAUAACAGAGAAAUCAUUAGCGGCGGCUUUUGUUUUGACGGCCGGCGCUCGAGCGAAACAUCCCGAAGUGGACGGAAGGAAAGCGGCGACACGAGCGGCGUGUGAAAUCUAAUCUGGACGCCCACAAAGCUUAAAUCCCUCAUGCACACACAAGCUACUGUUUGUCUCCCGGAUGACCUGUCCUCUGCCCGCUUCCUGCCAUCCUGAGCACAAACUCCCCCCCCCACCCCCGUGGCGAGCUUUAUUGGCGGGGAUAGCACUUAUCCGCACUAAAGCAACAGCCCGCCACUCUUUAAUGGCGUUCAUCUGCCAGACGACAAUAAGACGGUGGCUGCUUGGCGAGUCGCACUUUCACGUUUCUCUUUGCCCUUCACACCAAAGGCAGAGACACUUUUUUUCCUUCAGUCACGCCGUUGUUGGUCUGUGCACACGCGCUUUCUGUCCGCUUUUACUUGCAAGGUGGACAAAAGUCUUGGGACGCCUCCUUCACCGGCUCGCUCGGGGGCCGGGGUGGUCCAAAGAGUGGAACCUCGAUUUACGAACUUAAGUGGUUCUUCAACAUUGUUCGUAAACCGAAAAGGUUGGUAUAGUGGAGCACAGUUCCCCUUGAGAAUUAAUGUAAACAUAAUUGGUUGCAGCCUCCACAAAAGUCCACAUUUUAGUAAAAA